Monopterus albus (swamp eel) is the source of this 982-nucleotide messenger RNA. It is a transcript of the gene dnajc15, whose product is annotated as DnaJ (Hsp40) homolog, subfamily C, member 15. The coding region runs from base 34 to 489 and encodes 151 amino acids. Gene Ontology annotation, molecular function: ATPase activator activity. The transcript has 6 exons. Gene Ontology annotation, cellular component: PAM complex, Tim23 associated import motor. Lineage: Eukaryota; Metazoa; Chordata; Actinopteri; Synbranchiformes; Synbranchidae. Gene Ontology annotation, biological process: protein import into mitochondrial matrix. The record is from RefSeq and is a predicted model, not a curated record.
GAAAGAGGAAGAGGCGGAAAAGGAAGAGGCAAUAUGGCGAAUACCGGUGGAGUGACUGGAGUCGAUGGAGGAGAUAUGAUGCGAUAUGCGGAAUACACUCCAAAAUCAAACGUUCGGAGUGAUGCAGAAAUAGACAGACGGCUGGGAGGGACUCUGAUUGCUGUUGGUCUUGGUGUGGCUGCUGCAGGUUUUGCAGGCCAUUAUGCAUUCCAGUUGUGGAAGCCUCUUGGACAAGUCUUCUCGGAAACUGUCAAGAAGAUGCCCACAUCAGCUUUCUCGUCAUAUUACAAAGGUGGUUUUGAGCAGACGAUGUCCAGACGAGAGGCCAGCCUCAUUCUUGGAAUCAGCCCAGCCAGCACUAAGUCCAAAGUGAGUGAGGCCCAUCGGAGAAUCAUGGUCUUGAACCAUCCAGAUAAGGGUGGGUCACCAUAUCUCGCUGCUAAGAUCAACGAGGCCAAAGACCUUUUGGACAAGGAGACACGGCGAUGACCUGCACCUCAGACUUCCAUCACCUCAUCCAAGAACUUAGCUCUGUGGCGCUGCUUUUGACAUCAGUGCCACAUCUGGACUUCCACUCAGGCUCUUGGAAGGUGAUAGAAAAUGUUCUUUCAUUAAGCUGGUCACAUAACUUACCUGGAACUCUAUUUGUAAAACCCGUGGACAUAUAAAUAUGUACAUCAAUGAAGAGUUAGUGUUACUAUCUUAAAAUAAUUGACAGUCAUUUGAAAUAUUAUAGGGGAAGGCAUACGUAGGGAAUGCUGUGCAGCUGUCUUCUAGUGGUAAUUGUUCUAUAUUAGCAGAAUGCUGUUGAGUUCACGAUUUGCUGUGUAUAACAUUUUGGUAUGUGUAAAUAAGUCAGCAUACAAGUAAGGCAUUGCCUAAUUAUGUAUUCUAUGUAAUUAUAAUAGUAAAUUAUAUUUCCAUGUGUAAGUCACUGUGGGUGUGGUGAAAAUAGUGUUCUUUAGUAAACUUCCUUUGAAAA